This is a messenger RNA of Musca domestica (house fly), 7173 nucleotides long. Its product is annotated as supporter of activation of yellow protein. Gene Ontology annotation, molecular function: histone H3K4 methyltransferase activity; histone binding; transcription coactivator activity. The transcript has 12 exons. Lineage: Eukaryota; Metazoa; Arthropoda; Insecta; Diptera; Muscidae. Gene Ontology annotation, biological process: positive regulation of transcription by RNA polymerase II. The record is from RefSeq and is a predicted model, not a curated record. Gene Ontology annotation, cellular component: MLL3/4 complex. Bases 585 to 6812 code for a protein of 2075 amino acids.
GCUGUGGUCUUUAUUUACGCGUCAUAAAAAGAAGUGUAUUUUCUUUUUGUUGAAAAUUUGUUUUCAUAAAAAUAAUUGCAAGGAAAUAAUAACGCAAGUGUAAAUGGUUAGUUAACGUUCGUUGAGGAAAAGUACAAUAAAUCAGUUAUUAUCAAUUGAAGAACCUGUAAAAAUUAAUGAAAGUGGGACACACAGCUGCACCAAUACUAAAAAGGAAAUGCUAUGAUGAGAAAAACGUGAAAAAGGAGAAAACCUGCCAAGCAAAUAAAUUCGAUACUGUAUCCUGAAAAAAGUAAUCUUCACGUAAACAAGCUGUUAAAAGUUGUUCAUCAAUACAAAGGUAUUAUAAACUAGCUAGCAAAGAAAUUUUUGAAAAGGAUUUCCAUGUUUAUAUUCAUGUCAUAAGCUUGUCAAGUCGUAUGGAUAAUAACCAAAUUAUUGCGUAAUGAUGGUGUAUUUGCACCGGUAGAUAUUAUCGUUUCAACACCAGAAAGCCCGCCGUAAUUGGUAAAAAGUAAGGACAUCCGUCCAGGAGUACUGGGCACAAUACGUUGGGAAAAAUCAAAGUUAUUCACACUUAAGCAAUGAGUGUUACAAACCGAAGGAAAUCGACGGAUUCGGAAACAAAUUCUGCAGCUCGCGCAACAAACGACGAUCAACGCCAUCAACAAUUGUUAUCUUAUAUAAGUUGCAGACAAGCAGCUACUGCUUCGAAAAGAAAUAAUAGAUCAGGCAUUGAAGAAGACCAAGAGCAAUUAGUGACUUCGACUUCAACGGAUAUUUUAUUACCUUUGCAGGCUGAAGGUGAAGGAGAAGAAGUAUCCAUUGAUUUGGAAACAGUGGUUACGUCUUCAGUGCGAAUUAGCAGUACCUCGAACAAUUAUGGUAAUAUAGCAGACUCUUUAGAGGAAUUAAAUUUGCCAUCGACAUCUGGCAAUGCAAGAGCAGAAACCCAAUUUUCAUCUUUAAAUCGUGUAAAUGCUAAGAUCAUUAACCACCGAUCAAUGAGACCUCUAUCCAAUGAAAUGGGAACCAAUGAUAGUAACGUGAGAGUCGUAAAUGACACAUUGGUCAGAGUCUCUAACCGUAGUCCUACAGACGGCAAUGCUGGUUUAAAUGAUCGUGAUGAUCAAUCAACUUCUUCAAAUAAUAAUGUUGUGGGUUCCUUAUCCCAUGGUGAUAAAAAUAAAAUCAAACUUAAACUGCCAAAACUGACAGCUAGCGAAUCUCACGAUACUGCAUCAAAUGAUGAAGAUAUACGCAAAGUGGAACCCCUAAAAAUAAAUUUACUAAGCACGCAGCAUCACAGCACUAAUAAUGCUCAUCACACCCCUAAAAUAAUUUUUAAACCAAUUAUGAAGGAACCCGCCAAUGAAGUUUUAAUAUCGUCCGAAGAAUGUUCCUCAUCAGCUGAGGAUGAAAUAGUUUCUAACAUAAACAUUAGUGAUCCCCACAUUUUACCGAAGUUAACCAUUCGAUCAAAAAAUGAGGACAAUGGUUCCUCACAUACAACGGUGGUUCCAAAGCUAACUAUCAAAAUCAACGACACGACCUCGAUUGAAACUCAAAAUUCAACAUCGGCUGCUAACACACCACCAUUACCAAAGUUAACCAUUAAGACAGGAACAGACGGUCACACCGAAUCUAUUAUUUCGAAUAUUUCUCCUGCUUCAUCGACAACAUCAGCAUCUUCAUCAGUGGGCUCGUCGUCCUUAACGUCCCCAGCUGUUCCUAGUUCACCUGCAGUAUCAACAACAUUAACUUUACCAAAAUUUACUAUAAAGCCCCUGCCAAAAGCAAAUGAGCAACCUUCUAUACCCAAAUUUUGUAUAAAGACUAAUAUGCUGUGUACGGAAAUGUCAGAGGAUUCAGCACUUUCAAAAAUACCCAAAUUGACUAUAAAAACUGGACAGGAACAUGCAGUUAUUAUUACACAACGAAAUGAUCACAUGAAUGCGGCUGGAAUACCAAAGCUGACAAUAAAAACGAAGUCCUUGGAUAUUCCAGAUGAUACAAGCGCAGACACUGGCAGUGCUGUUAUGGAAAAAAUUCCUAAACUUACAAUAAAAACCAAUAUGCCAAAUGAAACAUUAAAGUCCAAUAAAAUAAAAGGUACUCCAGAAGCAUCGCCUGACAAUAUUAUUUUGGAAUCACCUAAGCAACAGGCUGUGCCUAAGAUAACAAUAAGCAGACAAUCGCUUCAAAUGGAUAAGCAGUUUGAUAAUAGAGAAGGUGUGACGAAAAUGACAAUAAAGUCACUUAAUCAUUCAGACUUUUCAAUAAAAUAUCCAUUGAAUCGACCGUCCUCAACUGAAGAAAGUGGUAUCAGCGAUGAUGCAGAGCAGGAAGAUUAUGAAACAGAACAUAAUAAAACUGUACCAAAACUAACUAUAAAAAAUUUGGGAUCACCUCAGCUCAAAAUUGUGGCCGAUGCACAAUCAGAUUUAAAUAAAAAUGCUAACCCCUCAAUUGCUACUGCUGAAGUAGACGAUUUUAGUGAUCUUUUGAAUGUUGAAAACGUUGGUGAAGAGUCAAGUAACUCCCAAGAGUUUUGUGGGUUUAAUGACCAACUUGUCAAUGACUGUUCCGCUCACAUUGCCAUGGCUAACGAAAGAUCUACUAACAUACAUCGUAAUUCCGAUGAUAUGGAUAUUGAUGAGAGUCUUAAAAUGCAACAUGAACCACAAAUUUUCCAAAACGCCUCCCAUAUGAAAGAUAAGCCGCCGUCUACCACACAUGAAGCGGAAUGCAACGGCGGCGGGACAUUAAAUGAAUAUCCUAAAACUGAAAAUAUUAUCGAUACUGUGGAUUUAACUUCUUCUGCAGGGAGUUCGCCAGCUCAACUUAGUCAAUUUGAUUACAAUGACGAUGAAGAAGAAAGAAAAUCUACUGCUUUAUGUAACGACGUAGUGCCUUCAACAAGCAUUUUGAUGGAGCGACUGCAAAGAGAAACAUCAGUUAUAAAAAAAGUUAUUGCUGAAGGCAGUCCAAUGGACAAUACCCCAACACUACCUAUGGCAAAUCCUGCGAACAAUUCAUCAACUUCACUUAAAUACCCUCAGUUAACGGAACGGCUACUUACUAAUGGAUCGACGCUCGAUAAUUUAGCCACGAGUCUUACACAAUCUAAUAGCAACAGCGAGGAGAAUAUUAUUGAUUCUAUAGAAAUCCUCGAUUCUCCUGAAUGCAGCUCUCAAAAUUCGUCUGACGCCCAAUUUGAUAAUACCUGUUCUACUAAUGUCAACAAGGAAACUCAAAAUGGGUUGCGUUACACAAAAGAGGCUCACCUUCUUGCCAUGAAUAACAACAAUGUAAGCUUGAAAAGACAGGCGUCUCUUGAUAGUGAAAAUUCAAAUCAAUUUAAUAUAAAUGUAGGCAAUGGGCUAAAAGAACUGCCCUCUAAAUUGAGAAAAUUAGAAAAUGACAAUUACAACACAGGCAAAACAGUCAGUGAAAGUAACUCUACACAUAGAGAAAACUUCGAUGAAAAUUUCGAGCAGGAUACGUCCACCCCUGUGUUAGAAAAUAAUCCAUUAAAUAUUUCAACUAUUUCACAAACUGGACUUCCUAUCCAUCAGCGGUUGCGAAAGCAAAAACAUGAACAUUUACUACCCAUUCCAGCAGACGAAGUUGGCAACACAAUACAAUCUAACUCUGAAGAUGAUGUUCAGUGCCAGAAUGAUAAUUCGACACCUAUUAUUAAGAAAAGAGGUCGACCAAAAAAAUCAGAUGUUGCUGCGAUUCCGUCAAAAACCAAAGAAGAAACAACCACAAAUGUAACGGCAAAUGCUGUUGACAAUAAAUCACGAAGAGUUCAAUUGUUACGAAAGCGAUUAGCAAUAGAUAUGGUAGACGCCGAGCAACCAAUAGUAGCCACUGCUCUAGUUGAUUCUGUUAAAGAUGGCGAGGGUGUAAUCGAACAUCAAAAUAAUGUGGAUGCUGCAAAGCGUGAAAGAAAUUUAAGAACGCCUUUGAGAACUUCAAGAAGAAGUAAUACACCAAAUACCCUCCAAAUUGAAUCCCGACACGCCACCGGGAAGCUAAUAGCCCCUCUUGAUGGCAGGAGAGCGGUAAAAGAAAUCGAAACCGAAAGUGACUUUAACCAUUUUCUAGAGUCAAAUUCAUCAGUAUCAUCUGUUAGCUCUCACACUUCGUCCACAGCAAACGUCAACACAACAACUAUCUUAAAUAGUGCAAGCACCUCUAUGCCUUCACAAAUCGAUUUGACAAUGUCCUCUUCUUCAAGUAGUAGCAAUGGUAGUACAACGAACACAAUAACAACAGUCGAGGCAACUUCCAUGCUUCCUCCCACAACGAUAUUAUCGUCUGAUCCUCUGCCGGAUGUUGUGUUUCAGCCUAAUGAUUUUUCUUCAAUGAUGGCAACCCAACAACUGAACGAAUCGUCUCUUUCUGUACACACGAAAUCACGAUUUGAAGAAUCGCAAAAUGAAGAAGUACAAGGUGAAUUUAGCGGUGCAGACAAUUCAGAAGACGAUUCCACAAGUUCAUCUACUACUUUAUGCCGAGGUAGAGGUCGUCUUCGGGGAGUACGAGGCGGACGUACUCCUGGACGAGGUAAUCGUCCUCAUAAUUUGGGUCGGGGUUCCACCGGAACGGCAAAAUCAAUAGCUAUGAAUAGGCCGCGAUGUGUAGGUGCCCUAAAGCACACGCCAGACCCAGAGAGGAUAAAAGGAUUGUAUAGUCCGGCACCCCAAGUAUUCGAAGAGGAUACCAGAAUGAGCGCUGAUUUAUCACAUUCUAGCAUGCAGCCACAGUCUUCGCCACUGCAUACAAGCCAACCGGAUUUUUAUACUAAUGAAGAAUCCCAAUCCUCUGUGAUAAGUAAUAACAGUAUCUUGGAUUCAAACAUUUCUUUUUCAUCGCAAAGUGCUUCUACUGCUAGGAAACCCAUGAAAAAAAAGAAAAUGGAAGUGUGUGUUGCAGAAGAUGCGGAGUUUACGGUUGCCUCUAUAGCUGAAUAUGAUUGGCCACCACCAAAGGGCUGUUGUCCAUCAAAAAAUCGUGACACUUUUAUGAUUCAGGAACAAGUUGCCAUGUACUUGGGCAUAAAAAGCUUCAAACGGAAAUAUCCCGAAUUGCCUCGGCGUCAAAUAGACAUGGAGGAGCGAAAUUGGCUGCAAGAAAAAGGUCUGGUAACUGAAAAAAUGUGCGAUUUGGGUAUAACAGCUGUAUGGGCAUCCGAUAUUUUGGACAUUAUGUAUACCGACUUUUAUGAUAAAUAUGAAGAGUAUAAGGAUUUCGUGAGACAAAAACAUUUGCGAGAAAUAGAAGCUAAGCAAAAGUCCUUGGGUCUCAAUGUAGCUGGAAGGGGCUUACAAGCACGUGAAAGAGCGUUAUUAUCUACCAGUAAAUGGAACUCAUAUUUCAACCGAACUCGCAAAGAUGAACGUUUGUCUUUCCUCGAUUUACAAACGUUAGUGGUUAAUAAACCCUGCCCACGCACUGCUCCGAUUUCGACAGUAAUUAAUCGGCCGGUUGCGGAUGCUGUAGCAUUAGCUGCUAAAGCUGAGAACAUUGCGGAACCUCCUACUCUUCUGCAGCCACGUAUUUGUGAACCUCGAAAACCAAGGGAUUCUCAUUACCCACUAUCUCUGGUUCCUGGCCAAUUUUGUGAGAAGUAUUACAAUUACUCAGCACUGGAACUAAGGAAAGUACCACUAAACACAAUUUUGGAACUUCCAUUUAAACUCUGGCAAGAUAAUGGGCAGGAAAAUAACAGCUCUGAUACGGACUCCGCAACCGAAAGUGUUGAUAAUAAAGUUGACCUGGUGGAAUCAAGAACAUUGUCAACAAAACGGCAAAACAAACGAUGUGCACGUCUAAAUCGUCCUUAUGAAAAUAGUUUUGCCGAAUUUAAAAUACCACCAAUACCAGGUACUUCGGCAUCGACAAGGAACUCUAGUGGUUCAUCUUCGUCAGAUGAAUCAUCCUCAGAAAGUGAUUCCGAUUCUUCUUGUUCAUCAUCGUCAUUGUCGUCAGAAGAUGUUUCGGAUGAAGAGGAUUCCCCGGCUAUCUGUGCGGUUUGUUUGCGCCCGCAUAAUCGCAAUCUGAAUGACAUGCCAGAAUUGUUUGUGCAAUGCUAUACAUGCCGACGGAAAGUUCACCCUAGCUGUAUUGAGAUGCCGCGGCGGAUGACACUCCGUGUUCGCAAUUACAAUUGGCAAUGUGCUGAUUGUAAGUGCUGCAUUAAAUGCAAACAAAAACAGGAUGGAAAUAAAAUGUUAUAUUGUGAACAAUGCGAUCGUGGUUUUCACAUAUAUUGCCUUGGAAUAAAGGCGGUGCCUGAAGGUCGUUGGAGUUGCAAUCGUUGCAGUAUUUGUAUGAGAUGUGGGGCAACCACGCCGGAAGGCAUACCAUCCUAUAAUCAGUUGUUGAACUCUCCAAGUGGAGAUCAAGGUAAACAGCAUCGCCAUAAAAGGCUCAAAUGGGUCAAUGAAUAUCGCGUGGAUCCGAUUACAAAGGUUAAAGAACAUACAUCUAUGCUGUGUGUUCCGUGCGCCAAAAUGAAAGCGACAAAGAGAAACCAAGCAUCAUUUCACAACAUUUCAAAUGGACUUGCUCUUUCUCCAGGUGCGCGCGGUAGUGAUCCAAGUAGUUCACCUGGUGUAGUAUCUUCGAUGACACCAACAUUGAGUGCAGAUGCAGCGUACACGGAAACCACAACGGAAGACACUGCGAGUAGCAUUGGGUCGAACGUGAAACCAAGUGAGGAGUUAAGUUGUUCAGAGAAAAGUGAAAGCGGUAUGCUUUUGACAAACUCUAAAAAUGCCCCUCCGCCAGUAGUUGCCUGAGUGGGGGUUAUACGGUGGCAUUUUCCCAAGCCGCAGCCACCGAAGCAAUCACCUUGUUCUUCAACGAAUUUAUAACAGACUAGUUCUAAUGAGGAAGAACUUCGAAAAGAGCGCAGGUUGGGCAACAGAAUAUAGUUUUUACUUUAAUAUAUUUAUGUAUUUUUUAUUUUAUGCGAAUUAAAAAUGGAAAAGUGCAUUUAUAAACAUUACCAAUUGGUUUGUUUUGUGGAAAAGAAAGUAUAUAUGUAAAUUCAGAACAUGUUUUUGACUGAUCUGUACGAAUAAUUUUUCUGAUCCCCAAAAUUGUAUAUUAAGUCACACAAAUUACUUUUAAUAAAAUAUGAUAGUCCUUUCUAACAAA